Etheostoma spectabile (orangethroat darter) is the source of this 9544-nucleotide messenger RNA. RefSeq names its product kinesin family member 1B (gene kif1b). The record is from RefSeq and is a predicted model, not a curated record. The transcript has 56 exons. Bases 346 to 6210 code for a protein of 1954 amino acids. Gene Ontology annotation, biological process: microtubule-based movement. Gene Ontology annotation, molecular function: microtubule binding; ATP binding; microtubule motor activity. Lineage: Eukaryota; Metazoa; Chordata; Actinopteri; Perciformes; Percidae.
GGUAAAUCAAGGGAUUCUAUCAAUUCUUCUUUCAGCGUGUUGUGUGCCGAUAGACGUUCGCUUUAUAUCUUUACUGGAGAAUACACUUGUCAAGGAGUCACCGGUGGCAGUCAAAGGUCCCUCCAGUGGAGGAUACCGCUAUAAUGGUUGUUUUUCACCUAGCUGGACUUUAUUACAGUUUUGGUGCUCGCGGAUUUUGAUAUUUCUUUUUAAAAACCAAACACAUCUUGACGCCCGCUAGCUAACGUUAGUUCUAGCUACUGUCCUAUGGUGUUGUCUUGGUGAGAGUCUUCAAACGACGGAUACACAAGGAAUCUUACAGGGAGACAGCCCUAAACCGCAAAUAUGUCUGGAGCAUCUGUAAAAGUCGCCGUUCGAGUUCGGCCCUUCAACUCCAGGGAGAUAGGCAAGGAUUCAAAAUGUAUCAUUCAGAUGCAAGGCAACACUACAACUAUUCUAAACCCCAAAGCCCCAAAGGAACCAGCAAAGACCUUCAGUUUUGAUUACUCCUACUGGUCACAUACUACGCCAGAAGACCCCAGCUUUGCAUCACAGAACCUUGUGUACAAUGAUAUUGGCAAGGAAAUGCUGGCGCAUGCAUUUGAGGGUUACAACGUCUGCAUCUUUGCUUACGGCCAGACAGGAGCUGGCAAAUCCUACACCAUGAUGGGCAAGCAAGAGGAGGGGCAGGAAGGAAUCAUUCCCAUGCUCUGUGAAGAUCUAUUUGAGAAAAUCAAUGAGGAGAGCAACAAAGAGGAGCUCGCCUACUCGGUAGAGGUCAGUUACAUGGAGAUCUACUGUGAGAGGGUGCGGGAUUUGCUAAACCCCAAGAACAAAGGGAAUUUGCGAGUGCGAGAGCAUCCAUUACUGGGCCCCUACGUGGAGGACUUGUCCAAGCUAGCUGUCACCUCCUACACAGACAUCGCUGACCUUAUGGAUGCAGGCAACAAGGCCAGAACUGUUGCCGCCACCAACAUGAAUGAGACCAGCAGCAGAUCCCAUGCUGUUUUUACCAUCGUCUUCACACAGAAGAAACAUGACAGCGAAACAGAUCUCUCCACAGAAAAGGUCAGUAAAAUUAGUCUGGUAGACUUGGCAGGGAGUGAACGAGCAGAUUCCACUGGAGCUAAAGGCACCAGGCUAAAGGAGGGAGCAAACAUCAACAAAUCUCUCACCACGUUAGGAAAGGUUAUCUCUGCCUUGGCGGAAGUGGAUAACUGUACUAUCAAGUCCAAGAAGAAGAAGAAGUCUGACUUCAUCCCAUACAGAGACUCUGUUCUGACAUGGCUGCUGAGGGAGAACCUCGGUGGAAACUCGAGAACAGCCAUGGUAGCUGCCCUCAGUCCUGCAGACAUCAACUAUGAUGAAACUCUCAGCACGCUCCGCUAUGCUGAUCGAGCUAAGAACAUCAAAUGCAAUGCUGUCAUCAAUGAGGAUCCCAACAAUAAGCUGGUGCGUGACCUGAAGGAUGAAGUGGCUCGACUGAAGGAACUGCUCCAUGCCCAGGGCCUGGGAGACAUCCUAGACAUUGAUCCUAUGGGGGAUGAUUGCCCAGGAAGUGGAAUCAAAUGUGACAGUGCUCAAAUCUUUAGAAUGUUCUCAGUUCUCAGUUCUCAAACUGAGGUUCAGAGCUACAGUCGGAAAGCCCCUAUUGGUUCCUUGACAGCCUCACCAUCCUCUGGAUUACUGUGCAGCCAGGGGGGCCUUCAGUCAGUCACCAGCAUUCAGGAGCGGAUCAUGUCCACACCUGGGGGAGAGGAGGCUAUCGAAAGACUCAAGGAAUCAGAAAAGAUCAUUGCCGAGCUCAAUGAAACCUGGGAAGAGAAACUGCGAAAGACAGAGGCAAUCCGAAUGGAAAGGGAGGCCUUGCUUGCAGAGAUGGGUGUGGCAAUUCGUGAAGAUGGAGGCACGUUGGGGGUCUUCUCUCCUAAAAAGCUUAGCCAUGAAGGGACAUUUGAUGAGCAGUUUGGUUGUUUUCCAACCAAGAAGCAUUUCGUUGAGAAGCCUUGUGAUCUUUUUGCAGACUUUAAUGGGGUGUUUUCCCCCAAAAAGACUCCACACCUGGUUAACCUGAAUGAGGAUCCUCUCAUGUCCGAGUGUCUGCUCUACUAUAUCAAAGAUGGAAUUACAAGGGUGGGUCAGGCUGAUGCUGAAAGACGACAGGACAUUGUUUUAAGUGGAGCUCACAUCAAGGAAGAGCACUGCAUCUUCCGCAGCGAGAGGAAUGCCAAUGGAAAUGUUAUCGUCAUGCUGGUGCCCUGCGAGGGAUCGGAAACCUACGUCAAUGGCAAGCGCGUUGAGGAUUCAAUCCAGCUUCGUUCGGGUAACCGUAUCAUUAUGGGAAAGAACCACGUGUUCCGGUUCAACCACCCAGAACAGGCCCGAGCUGAAAGGGAGAAAACGCCAACUGCCGAAACCCCUGUGGAGCCGGUGGACUGGACCUUUGCUCAGAGAGAGCUUCUGGAGAAGCAGGGUAUCGACAUGAAGCAGGAGAUGGAAAAAAGGCUCACUGAGAUGGAAAUCUUGUACAAAAAGGAAAAAGAAGAAGCAGACCAACUUCUGGAGCAACAGCGACUGGUGUACGAGAGCAAAUUGCAGGAACUUCAGAAACAGGUGGAGACUAUUUCUCUGGUAGCUGAGACACCUGAUGAAGAAGAGUUGGAGGAGGAGGAGGAAGAGGAAGAACCUAGACUUCUGGGAUUGCCAUGGACUCAGCACGAGUUUGAGUUGGCUCAAUGGGCUUUCAGGAAGUGGAGGUACCAUCAGUUUACCUCCCUCCGUGACCAGCUGUGGGGAAACGCCGUCUACCUGAAGGAAGCCAACGCCAUUAGUGUGGAGCUUAAGAAGAAAGUCCAGUUCCAGUUUGUCUUGCUGACGGACACACUGUACUCGCCGCUUCCCCCUGAGCUUCUGUCACCAGAGCCAGAGAAAGAGCGUGACUCCAGACCUUUCCCCCACACCGUGGUGGCUGUAGAGGUUCAGGACCUGAAGAAUGGAGCCACACACUAUUGGUCCCUUGAUAAACUCAAGCAGAGGCUGGACCAGAUGAGAGAGAUGUAUGACCGUGCUGGAGAAAUGGCCUCCACAAACCAGGAGGACGGAGAGGGCUCUCUGACAGGAAAUGACCCCUUCUAUGAUCGCUUCCAUUGGUUUAAACUUGUGGGGAGCCAGCAUACAUUGGACGAUUUCUCCCCCAUCUUCCACGGUUGUGUUAAUGAGCGCCUGGCCGACCGCACGCCCUCGCCUACCUUCUCCACUACUGAUUCCGAGAUCACCGAGCUGGCGGACGAGCGCCAGAGCGAGAUGUCUGACUUGAUUGAUGAUGAGGCUUUUGUGGAUGACACCAGCUCAGAUGCUGGCACUGAAGAGGGCUCGGAUAUCUUCAGUGAUGGCCAGGACCCCUUCUACGACCGCUCACCCUGGUUCAUCCUGGUGGGAAGAGCUUUCGUGUACCUGAGCAACCUGCUGUACCCUGUACCACUGGUGCACCGUGUUGCCAUAGUAACAGAGAAGGGCGAGUUGCGUGGUUUCCUGCGUGUGGGGGUCCAGGCUAUAGCUGCUGACGAGGAGGCCCCGGACUAUGGGUCAGGAGUUAGACAGUCAGGAACCGCCAAGAUUUCCUUUGAUGAUGAGUACUUCAAAAAGAAUGACUUUCCUUCCAUGGUGAUGACCCGUUCCGGCUUGUCCCUGGAAGAGCUGCGCAUUGUGGAGGGUCAGGGCCAGAGUUCAGAGGUCAUCACACCCUCAGAGGAGCUUAACAGAAUCAAUGACAUGGACCUAAAGCUGGGUAACAACGGAGACACCAAGCUGAGUUGUGGUGACGGUCUGGCAGGCCAGCUGGAGGUGGGCAGCAUCUUUACCUUCCGUGUUACUGUGCUCCAGGCCAAUGGCAUCCCACCGGAGUACGCAGAUAUCUUCUGCCAAUUCAAUUUCUUGCAUCGUCACGACGAAGCUUUUUCCACUGAGCCUCUGAAGAACGCCGGCAAAGGAGCCCCCCUGGGCUUUUACCACGUCCAGAACGUUUCUGUUGAGGUCACAGAGUCCUUCAUUGAGUACAUCAAGACCAAGCCCAUUGUGUUUGAGGUGUUUGGCCACUACCAGCAGCACCCGCUGCAUUAUCAUGGACAAGACCUGAUCAGUCCUCCACUACCAUCAAGGAAAUACUACCCUAUUCCCAUGCCUUUGUCUAAACCAGACCAUACACGUAAGAUAGAGUUGGUCCGCUACCUGAUGAGCGGCUAUGUGAACGGCAAAGUGCUGGACACGCUGUCCGAGCACGCCAACGCCCUGGCCUCCUCUGCCGUGGCCAGUCUGGAGGACGAGGCUGACCAUCUCUCUCACUUCAUCUUCCUCCCGGUGCCCAAUGACCCUGUGCUAAUUGUUCCCAGGCACCAUGUUCCAGCCACCAAGUUGAACACCAUCACCAAGUCUAACCUGGGUCAUUGUGUCAGCAAAUACGACCUGCUGGUCUGGUUUGAGAUCAGUGAGCUGGAGCCCACUGGAGAGUACAUCCCAGCUGUAGUUGAUCACAGCGGAGGUCUGCCCUGCAAUGGCACCUACCUACUGCACCAGGGGAUCCAACGAAGGAUCACGGUGACUCUCAUCCAUGAGAAGGGAAGCGAGCUUCACUGGAAGGACGUUCGUGAGCUGGUCGUGGGCCGCAUUAGGAGCAAAGCUGAAGUGGACGAUAGCGCUGCAGAUGCUGUCCUGUCCCUCAACAUCAUUUCUGCCAAGAACAUCAAGUCAUCCCACAACUCCAACAGGCUUUCUAUUGAUAAGGAUAUUGAUAGGACUUUCUACCGUUUCGAGGCAGUGUGGGACAGCUCCCUGCACAACUCCCUUCUGCUAAACCGAGUCACUCCAUAUGGAGAGAAGAUCUUCAUGACCCUGUCUGCGUAUCUUGAGCUGGACCAUUGCAUCCAGCCUGCUAUUAUUACCAAAGACAUCUGCAUGGUCUUCUACUCCAGAGACGCAAAGAUCUCCCCUCCCCGUUCCCUCAGGAACCUCUUUGGGAGUGGAUACUCCAAAACCCCUGACUGCAAUCGAGUCACUGGCAUCUACGAGCUGAGCUUGUGCAAGAUGUCUGACACUGGAAGCCCAGGGAUGCAGCGCAGGAGGAGGAAGAUCCUGGACACUUCUGUGGCUUAUGUGCGUGGAGAAGAGAACCUGGCCGGCUGGAGGCCUAGAGGAGACAGUCUCAUCCUGGAGCACCAAUGGGAGCUGGAGAAAAUGGAGCAGCUGCAUGAGGUGGAGAAGACCCGUCACCUGCUCCUGCUGAGGGAGAAGCUGGGAGACGAUGGUCCAGUGGGAACAGCUCCCACCACCAAGUCCCUGAGUGAAUUCCUGUCCCCCAGCAUGAGCUCAGGCAGCUUGUCCACCUCAACCUCCAUCUCCUCGCAGAUCUCCAGCACCACCUUUGAAAGCGCCAUCACGCCCAGCGAGAGCAGCGGCUACGACUCCACCGACAUUGAGAGCCUAGUGGAUCGUGAGAAGGAGCUAGCUACUAGGUGCCUGCGCCUCCUGACACAUACCUUCAACAGUGAAUAUAACCAAGUGGUUAACAGUAUCAGUGACUGCAAGCUGUCGGACAUCUCCCCAAUGGGACGUGACCCAUCAGUGACCAGCUUCAGCAGCGCCACCCUCACCCCCUCCUCCACUUGCCCUUCUCUGUCUGACUCCCGCUGUGGUUCAAUAGACCAGAAGACCCCAGAGAACAGCUCCCGUGCCUCCAGUCCCUCGUGUUCAGACUAUGAAAACUUCCCGAUGGUUCCCACUCUGGAGACCUCGUACCUAGCACGGGCUGGAAAGAACGAGUUUCUCAACUUGGUGCCUGACAUUGAAGAAAUGAGGCCAGGAUCCGUAGUUUCCAAGAAAGGUUUCCUAAGCUUCAUGGAGCCACGCUCCAACUCGUGGGUGAAGCACUUUGUGGUUGUGCGCCGGCCCUACGUCUUCAUCUACAACAGCGACAAGGACCCGGUGGAGCGGGGUGUCCUCAACCUCUCCACAGCACAGGUGGAAUACAGUGAAGACCAGCAGGCCAUGCUCAAGACUCCCCACACGUUUGCUGUGUGCACAAAACAUCGAGGAAUCCUGCUGCAGGCCAACAACGAGAAAGACAUGAACGACUGGCUGUACGCUUUUAACCCCCUGCUUGCAGGAACAAUAAGAUCAAAGCUGGCGAGGAGGCGCAGUGGCCUUAUGAAGAACUGAGUGGGUUGACCGGCACACAGGAAACCAUGGCUUCCAUUGUUUCUGGAAAGCCUUUUGAACAUACCAAGUGUUAACACUUAUUAAUCAUUGUGAUUCUUGACAGUUUUCUCUUGUAAGUAGACUUGUGGCUUAAGUCUCCUUUCAUGCGACUAAAAAGUUUCAGUUCCAGAGAAAUUUGCCUCCCCCUCUCCCUCCAACAACCCUCUGCCAACUUAGCUUUUCUCCUCUCAAUUUCUCGUGCCCUCUCCUACUCAGCUUUUUGUGUUUUUGUUUUUAUGACAAUGUCUAAUUUUGUUCCGCUUUGUUGUCAUUCCCUAUCUCCCUAACUAGUAGCAUGUUGUAAUAGUCUACUUGUGUGUGCACGAUUCUUCAGAAACUGUUCUUUCUGGCCACUAAUUUUUUGUUUGCCAAUCAUUUGUAAAGAAAUUGUCUCUAUCAGUGUUAUUUGACUCCCUAAAGGAGUUCAAUUUUAUUUUCUGGUUGUUUCAUUUGUUUUUAAUAUGCCCUCACGAGAACUGCAGCAGUCCUCAGGUGAACUCCAGGUUUGCUUACUCAAAAGAAAUUUAAACAAAUCAGAUAAUCUACAGUUGAACCCAUGAAGGGAAAAUAUACAAUUUUCUCCAAUUGAUGUAUUGCUUUUUAUUCUGCUACAGAAAGCAAGGCUACUUCAAGAUCUAUUGCUGCUAAUGAAUUCAUAGGUUUUUCUUCUAUUUGUGAGAUUUGCAUCAGGCCAUCUCCUCUAGCUUCCCCUCUGCCAUCUCCUAAAUGGCCUUUAGCUACAAAAUGUUAAGUCUAAAAAAUGUGUCCCAACUCAGCGAGACCUGAGGUCAGCGCUGGAUUCCCAUGUGAUAGUUAGAUCCCACUUUUCAGUCCGUGCAGAUUAACCAACGCCAACCCUGAUAGUGCCGUCAGUCAAGCGAUUACUUGCAAUCAUGCAUUUGUGUCAACAUCAAAAAUACAUGCUAACGUGCAAAAAAAUGCAUGAGGAUUAUUUCGUAUCUCAGCAGUGAAAAUGUGUCAAUGGAUUGUUCCCGCAGGAGUAGAUAUUUGUCCUUGUCCUUUUGCUAUUUCAUAUCAAGAAAAAAACAGGGUGGAGGUGGAGGAGGAAGACGGACGGUACUCUAAAAAGAGAAUUUGUACAUACAGUCUGUUUUGGGAUCAGUGGGGUAGUUAACUUUCAUUUAAGACAUUCCUCUCAGCUCCUUUAGCAGUUUUUUUUUUUUCUCAUACUAACUUGUUGCGACUCGGAUCCCAAGAGAGUCUCAACAUUUGCUAAUAUUUAGUUGAUCCAUCACGUACGUGUGAUACCGAAGACUAAAACAAAACCUGGUGAAAUGGGAGGAAGAAGUAAGAAAGAAGAUUGAAGUUGCAAUGCUCUAGCCUUGAUGCAAGUAGAUAAGUGAUGAAGCUGCUAGCACAUAGCCUGCAGGACAGAUAAUGUAUAGUCUGUCUCAUGACUCCCCUCACUGUCAUGCUAGUGUCAGGUAAAAUCUCUAAAGUGAAGUACUUACUGCUCAGCAGUACCACAGGUUACCAUGUGUUCCUUUUCUAUUUGUGUUUCUUGAAUUGAAACUCAUCUAACUCUAAUUGGGUUGACGUUUUUUUUUUUUUUAAAUAAUUAACAUUGUUUUUUCUAUUAUGCUUUUAAUCAUUCCACAGUGAAGUUUUAUACGAAAUGUAACCAAGGGCAUUUAUUUUGUUGUAACCAGCUGUGUUGGUGUUUAACCUUAUUUUGCACAUUAACACAUAUCUAUAGCAAGACGAGGGCAGAUCACACAUGUUGAGUAUCAGGAACACUGAAAAGAGCACAUAUCAAGGCUACACUGGAUAGCUGUUUGUUAGACAGAAAGAAGUAAUAUUAAAAGGAUGACAUAUUAUCAAAGGGUUUAUUUCUGUUAUUGUUUAUAAAAAUAUUUGCUCUGUACAUUGUACCACAGCUGUUACAUUUGGCUCUGGAUAAAUGAUGCCUCUGUCUCUUUAAAUGGUAGAUGUGUGAAAAGCACAGAUGGGCAUUAAACACUCUGGCCAACCAACCAGUAGUGUGCCUACUGUAUCCUAUGGAAGACAAAUAAAGGUUGAAGGUGUGGUAACAGAGGCAGCCAUCGCCUGUUACAAAUAUUAGUGGAAUUAUUGGUGACAUAUCUUCAUCGUUUGCUGAUGUAAAGACAGAAAACAUUUGACUCAGAAGUCCGAAUGAGUAAAAAUGGCGAGUGUCACUGCCCUCAGGUCAGCCAACCUGCUGGUCAGAGAAAGGAAAAACCUGCUGAGUUGUUUCUGGGAAAAUGUUUCUUCUGUCAUGGAAAAAAUAAUAACGAAAAACCAUCUAUGCACUGAUGAAGGCUCUAAGUGCAAGGUACCUCACGUUAACCUCAGCGUACUGUGUGAGAUAUGGAUAUGUUGGAGCAAACAUUUUCACUUUACUGACUAAUUUGCAGAGGUGUAUCAUUUUGGAUUGUGUAUUUAUUGUUUGCAAUGUAUAUAUUAGUUUGCAGCUCUUUGCACAUAUUAAUAAAAGGUUCAACUAACUGAUCAAAUAAAGUCUGUGCGGUUUAGUUGUGCUACUCAGAGUGAACCAAAUGACGUUGUGGCAGCCUCUUCCAGUCUGAACUGGGAGAGCGUUGAAUGCACUAUGAAGAUGUGUUUUUCCAUCAUUUAAAAAAGGUCAAAAAAAGAGAAUGACUAAAAUGUAACCCACUGCAUCUUUUUCAGAGGAGGUGAGUUACAUUAGUGCUUCCUCUUUAUUAGAAAGUGGUUUGAGUGAAGUCUGCUUUUGAUUUGAAGAAUAUUUACUCACUACUCAUGCUAGCCAGCCACUUGAAUUAUAACAAAAUAAGGUUGGUUUUUAACUCGUUUUAUUUUUUUCUAAUAUCAGGGAAUAUAAUACAAAGUAGCUAGUGACAUCUAAAAUGACAGUAUACUAUUGUUGUGCUGGUGUCUUUCUUCACCUCAACACUUUAUUUUUUCCGUUGAUGCCUUUCAAAACAAAACUAGCCAUGAUAUUUUCCAUCGUCCCCUCUGGCUGUUACUGUUAUAUCAGUUAAACUGCAUUCCCUUUGAAUUUGUUCCACCAAAAGAAAAAAGACAAACCACGACAUUAUCACUGUACAAUAUUUGUCAGACUGGUUUCAUUUUCAUACUUAUUUUGUAAAUAUCUGUGUUGUAUGGAGCUUGACUUAAAAUGUAAAUAUGUUUACUGUAUUUGUAAUUAUUAUAAUCCAUUCGCUGUAUAGCAUAGAUGUGUCAUGCAGAUAUCCUAAUUCUGUGUAUGGUAAUCUUGCACCAUUGAGCUGUUUAGUGAAUGAGGCAACAAUAAAAGUGCAAACUGUGCAUUAGC